AUGGUUGUCACGCCAGGGUGUUGUUUGUUCUCCGAGGCUGCAGCUGGAUAUGGGAGUCUCCGGCCUGUUCAGCAGAGUGCGCAAUUACCACCAGGUGUCCAGUAGGGGGCGCCCUCACAACCACGAAUUUGCGUUCCCACGAAGAAGUUCUCUGGUGACGAAAUACAAAACGUAAAAUGGCGACGACUGCUCCGUCUGCGUAAUCAAAACAUCAGCUAGCAUCAGAAAUUAAAUAACCCCCUUCAACUAACCCAAACCAGUGUUUUUUGGAAUCCCGAAAAGACCCGCAGUCAUGACGGAAGAAGGGCCCUCGCAGGCCGGGCAGGACGCGAUGUUGGGUCUGGACGAACCCAAGAAGAUGACCCGCGAGGACUGGAGGAAGAAGAAGGAGCUGGAGGAGCAGAGGAAGCUGGGAAACGCCCCGGCCGAGGUGGACGAGGAGGGAAAAGACAUCAACCCUCACAUCCCCCAGUACAUUUCGUCGGUGCCGUGGUACAUCGACCCGUCCAAGAGACCCACGCUUAAGCAUCAGAGGCCCCAGGAAGAGGAAGAAGAUUAUGUUUCCUCCAUCGGACAGUGGUACAAGCGGGGGGUGGACGAGAAACCAAUUUCCACAAAGUUCCGCAAGGGUUCGUGUGAAAACUGCGGUGCGGUGACACACAAGAAGAAGGACUGCUUGGAGCGGCCCAGAAAAGUGGGAGCCAAGUUCACGGGUUCGGGUAUGGCUCCGGAUGAGCACUCUCAGCUGAACCUGGCCCUGGACUACGAUGGGAAGAGGGAUCGCUGGAACGGGUACGACCCCGAGGACCACCAUCGCAUCGUAGAGGAGUACUCCAAAGUGGACCAGGCCAAGAGAACCUUGAAGGCCCAGAAGCUUCAGGAUGAGCUGGCUUCAGGAAAACUGGAUCAGGAGCGGGAACACGACAGCGAGGAUGAGGAUGAGGACAAAUACGCAGACGAUAUCGACAUGCCUGGGCAGAACUUCGACUCCAAGAGGCGUAUCACCGUGAGGAAUCUGCGUAUCCGAGAAGACAUCGCCAAGUACUUGAGGAAUCUGGAUCCCAACUCGGCCUACUACGACCCCAAGACUCGAGCUAUGAGGGAGAAUCCGUACUACAACACCGGCAUGAACCCAGACGAGGUGGGAUUCGCCGGCGACAACUUUGUGCGCUACUCCGGGGACACCAUAACCAUGGCCCAGACUCAGUUGUUCGCCUGGGAGGCCUAUGAGAAGGGGUCGGAGGUGCACCUGCAGGCAGACCCCACCAAGCUGGAGCUGCUGCACCAGUCCUUCAAAGUCAAGAAGGAGGACUUCAAGGAGAAGCAGAAGGACACCAUCCUGGAGAGGUACGGCGGCGAGGAGCACCUGGACGCCCCCCCCCGGGAGCUGCUGCUGGCCCAGACGGAGGACUACGUGGAGUACUCCCGCCACGGCGCGGUCAUCAAGGGCCUGGACAAGGCCAUCGCCCGCUCCAAAUACGAGGAGGACGUGACCAUCAACAACCACGCCUUCAUCUGGGGGUCCUACUGGAGGGACGGCUACUGGGGGUUCAAAUGCUGCCACUCCAUGGUCAAGCAGAGUUACUGCACGGGGGCCGCAGGCAUCCACACAGCCAGCACAUCGGCCUGCGUUCCGUUUGACGACGGUCUACAGGAGGAUGAAGAGGAGGAACAGCCCAAGACCCUUCUGGAGAUGCACCAGGAGAAGAUGAAGGAGAAGAAGAAGAAAAAGAAGAACAAGAAGAACAAGAAGCACGGCUCUGACAGCGAAUCAGACGAUGAGGCGAAGAAGAAAGAGAAGCUGAUUAAGGCCCUGGAUGCGGAGUGCCAGCGGCUGAAGCGCGUGGACGAGAUCAUGCUGCUGGACGAGAGGAAGCGGCCGUACAGCAGCCUGCACGAGGUCAAGCAGCCAACCGAGGAGGAGAUGGAGGCCUUCCGCAUGAAGCGGGGCCGCGAGGACGACCCCAUGUUCGCCUUCCUGCACCCCCCCUCCUGAGCCUCCUCCGCAGGGCCUCAGGGUACCGGGCCCCCGGGGGGAGGUCCCCCGGUCUGUAGGGUCCGUCGACGGGGCAGCAGCCGCCUAACUCACAGGACCCACCGCAAACUCAAACCACACAGUGUAGGGGCUUCUUAAAAUGAUGUUUGUUUAUGCUUUUAUGGCCGAAUGAGGAUGGUUGUUGUUGUAGGGCUUUUUUGUUUAGGAGUCAUUAUUCCACGGUAAAUGGGGAAUUACCAUUUGUGCGCUUUGUAAAUAUCAACUACAUAUUCAUUAAAGGCCAUCAUUCAAAUUUUGUGAUACUGAAAUAAAUUUGUUUGUAAAAUUAA
This is a messenger RNA of Gadus morhua (Atlantic cod), 2325 nucleotides long. RefSeq names its product SLU7 homolog, splicing factor (gene slu7). Gene Ontology annotation, molecular function: pre-mRNA 3'-splice site binding. Bases 293 to 1996 code for a protein of 567 amino acids. Gene Ontology annotation, biological process: mRNA splicing, via spliceosome. Gene Ontology annotation, cellular component: spliceosomal complex. NCBI's taxonomy places the organism in Eukaryota, Metazoa, Chordata, Actinopteri, Gadiformes, Gadidae. The record is from RefSeq and is a predicted model, not a curated record. The transcript has 15 exons.